AGGCCUAUCCACCUGUGAAUGGGACUGGCCUAUGUCUGCCUGUAGCUAGCAAGCAACACCACCACCACCACCACCACCACCACCACCACCACCACCACUCCAAGCAGAGCUGCGGAGUCAAGAAGAGUGAGCGAAAGAGAGACCUUCCACUCAUUGUCAUACCCUACUUGCCGUUUGACAGGUUCCUACUCUUUCCUCUUAGGGAAAAUCCUAAACAGUUACUCUUGUCGAUUUCAAGUUCUCUUAUCGACCAGAGACCGUGAGGAUUCUUAUCAACGAAACCCAGCCGAUCACGCAUCGAAACCAUUACCUUUGCUUUUCACCUUCCUCCUGCUACAAGUCUUCCCUCGCUUUUUCUCCCAACGACUCCAACGACUCCGUCCCUGGCAUCCACUCGCUAUUGCCAGCCAGCACCCAACCGAUCCAGAUGCCAUCCGUUGCCGAGGAGCAUCCCCGGCUGAUGGCGCCCGGCAGGAAACGCAGACGGGAUGUCAACGACUCCAGCAACGACCUGCAGCUACAAGGCUCUCUGUACGAGAAACUCGCCCAAUACCACUCGGCCGCGGCCGCCGCGACGAACAACUGGAACGCUGACGGCGUGUUUGGAAGCAGGCCCGUUCAGCAACAGAUCCAGCAGCAGCAGCAACAGCAACAACAAAACUUCUUCCCUCGCUUCCCCGGCAGUAGUAAUGACCGAAUGAUAUUCCAGUACGGCUUGCCGGCGAACACAAACACUGCCACAGAAGACUCCCACCAGAACCUCGACCCAGUGCCCCGGAAGAUGGCUCCCCUCCCUAUGCCUAAGCGACAGCGCAUGUUCGACGAGGAGGGUGCGGAUCUGGAUAGCACGGAUGGGGACCUUUCGACACAGCCCAGCAGUCCGAGACAACGGCGGAGUAGCAAAUCACCGCCGGCGUCCCAACACAACUCCCGAAAAAAUCAAGAAGGGACGGAUGCAGCGGGCAAUAGGUCAAAGACCCCCUCAUCCCUAAGUCCCUGCCACAUCUGCCACCGCCGGCCCACCAAGAAGUCAGACCUCGACUCCUUCGCCGACUGCCAGGGCUGUGGUCUGCGUUCGUGCUUCGUGUGCAUCAGAGAGUGUCAGGGUUGGCGGAAGGACGGGCGACCCAGUAGCAGUGGCGGCACCGACCUGGUUCACGCGGAGCAAGAGCCGAAGCAAGGGGACACUGACCUCUCACGCUCAUGUCAGAUGGACGACGUCGAUGACGACCGGCAACGACAGUCGAGGGAUGGCGAAGAGUCGAAGCAGAAUGUACAGUCACCGCGAGAGGACGGCUGGACGGGCGGCGGACACAGACAGAUGGUCUGCAGCCGCUGCUGCAUCGAGAAGGGUGCCGAGGGUGACGUCGUCUGUCUGGGUUGCCUCUCACGCAUGGAGUCCAUCUAAAGGGACGUGGCAUGGAGAAGAAAAGGGGGGGUUCAUUUGUUUUAUAGCACAGCGUUCGAGGAGGGUUCUUUCUCCCCUUACCCUCUUCUGUUCAUGUCUUUUCUUCAUUUCAAAUAGUCGAUCCGCUCUCAUGAAGGGCGAUAAAGCGCACGACGCUGCUGAUGAAGGCAUGCAUAUCAUCUGGUAAUGGGAAAUGUCGGGCAUUGCCGAGGCAGCACAAGGGAUUCAGCCUCACAUCGGAGGAGGGGGGAUACCAUCAGGCAGUACGGGACCAAAGGAGGGGGUCGCAAAUACGGCCCCUCGCACUAGUUAGGCUGGGCAGACUUCGAGGG
This is a messenger RNA of Colletotrichum navitas, 1740 nucleotides long. RefSeq lists its product as uncharacterized. The record is from RefSeq and is a predicted model, not a curated record. NCBI's taxonomy places the organism in Eukaryota, Fungi, Ascomycota, Sordariomycetes, Glomerellales, Glomerellaceae. The transcript has a single exon. Bases 428 to 1408 code for a protein of 326 amino acids.